AAUUAAUUAUUUUUGUUUUUCUCUCCACCCUCAACCCCAAGGUAGUGUUUUGAGUCACCGGAAAAAAUUGGACGUUUCACGGCGCCGGCAUUCUUUACAGGUUCCGUCUCCCGAUUCAAAGGUUGGAAGAAGGUCAUUCUUGGACUAUAGAGAAGGAGGGAAAUGGGAGGUGAAGAUAAUGUGAAGCAUCUAGAGGACUGCACUGUUUCCAAUGCAAUGGGCACAUGGUUUUUCUCUGCUGCUGGGGCUUUGCUUGCAAUACCGGUGGGGAUAAAAAGGAAGUCUUUGGCGCCCCUUGUGUUCUAUGGAACGACGGGGACCAUGCUAGAUAUCAUCAUGGGAAUUACCCAAUGCGAGAGGGAGCAUGCUGAACGCCAAAUGAGCCUUCUAGAAGAAGCCCAAAAGUCUGCAAGUCCAGACUUCUUAUCUGAGACUGAAUCUGAAUCUUGAAACUCAAUUCUGUCUUUCUGUGUCGUGUGAAAAUAAUGGUGUUUCUCAUGGAAGUUUUUGCAAUCUUAAUCUUUAUUCUUACGAGGAAGAGAUAUUUGUUAGCUUGAACAAUCUGAUUGCACUUAAUUUUCCAUUUUGACUAAUCUUGAUAUUUCCAA
Impatiens glandulifera is the source of this 608-nucleotide messenger RNA. RefSeq lists its product as uncharacterized. The transcript is spliced from 3 exons. The record is from RefSeq and is a predicted model, not a curated record. Bases 163 to 450 code for a protein of 95 amino acids. NCBI's taxonomy places the organism in Eukaryota, Viridiplantae, Streptophyta, Magnoliopsida, Ericales, Balsaminaceae.